Molecule: messenger RNA, 4594 nt
Organism: Ochotona curzoniae (black-lipped pika)
Lineage: Eukaryota; Metazoa; Chordata; Mammalia; Lagomorpha; Ochotonidae
Gene: PIK3CB
Product: phosphatidylinositol-4,5-bisphosphate 3-kinase catalytic subunit beta
Exons: 23
Coding region: 98-3310 (1070 amino acids)
Biological process (GO): cell migration; phosphatidylinositol-mediated signaling; phosphatidylinositol 3-kinase/protein kinase B signal transduction
Cellular component (GO): plasma membrane; cytoplasm; phosphatidylinositol 3-kinase complex
Molecular function (GO): 1-phosphatidylinositol-3-kinase activity; 1-phosphatidylinositol-4-phosphate 3-kinase activity
Source: RefSeq, a predicted model, not a curated record
AGGGCGGCGGCGAUGGCGGCGCCGGAGCGGGGCGGCGUCGGCGGCCCGAGUCGGUGACUGCGCUCCCGGAGCGCCGGGCAGGAGCUGAUGGUUAGGAAUGUGUCUCAGCGACACUAUGCCUCCUGCCAUGGCAGACAGCCUUGACAUCUGGGCAGUGGGCUCACAGACGGCAUCUGAUGGCUCCAUCCCUGUGGACUUCCUUCUGCCGACUGGGAUUUACAUCCAGCUGGAGGUGCCUCGGGAAGCUACCAUUUCUUACAUUAAGCAGUUGCUAUGGAAGCAAGCUCACAGUUACCCGAUGUUUAACCUGCUUCUGGAGGUUGACGCCUACAUGUUUGCUUGUGUGAACCAGACGGCCGUGUACGAAGAGCUCGAGGACGAGACGCGGAGACUUUGUGACGUGAGGCCUUUCCUUCCAGUUCUCAAGCUGGUGACAAGGAGCUGUGACCCAGGCGAAAAAUUAGACUCGAAAAUUGGCGUCCUCAUAGGAAAAGGUUUGCACGAAUUUGACGCCUUGAAGGAUCCUGAAGUGAAUGAGUUUCGAAGAAAGAUGCGUCGGUUGAGUGAGGAGAAGACGCAGUCGCUGCUGGGCUUGUCCUGGAUGGACUGGCUGAGGCAGACCUACCCUCCGGAGCACGAGCCAUCCGUGCUCGACGACCUGGAGGAGAAGCUGUACGGAGGGAAGCUCAUUGUGGCUGUGCACUUCGAGAACUCGCAGGAUGUAUUUAGCUUUCAAGUGUCCCCUAACAUGAACCCUGUCAAAGUCAAUGAGUUGGCCAUCCAGAAGCGUUUGACUGUUCAUGGGAAGGAGGAAGAGGUUAGCCCUCAGGACUAUGUGCUGCAAGUCAGUGGCAGAGUGGAAUAUGUAUUUGGUGACCACCCGCUUAUCCAGUUCCAGUAUGUGCGGAAGUGUGUGAUGAACAGGACUUUGCCCCAUUUCGUGCUUGUGGAAUGCUGCAAGAUCAAGAAAAUGUAUGAGCAGGAAGUCGUCGCCAUCGAAGCUGCCAUGGGUCGGAGUCCAUCCACGCUGCCUCUGCCCUUGCCGCCGAAGAAGACGCGUGUUGUCUCUCAUGUUUGGGAGAACAGCAGUCCAUUCCAAGUUGUGCUGGUUAAAGGCAGUAAGCUUAACACGGAAGAAACCGUCAAAGUUCAUGUCAGAGCUGGUCUGUUUCACGGUACCGAGCUCCUGUGUAAAACCAUCGUGAGCUCAGAGAUUUCAGGGAAAAACGAUCACAUUUGGAAUGAACCGUUGGAAUUUGACAUUAACACUUGUGAUUUGCCAAGAAUGGCCCGAUUGUGUUUUGCUGUUUAUGCAGUUUCAGAUAAAGCGAAAACAAAGAAAUCAACUAAAACUAUGAAUCCCUCCAAGUACCAGACUAUCAGGAAAGCUGGGAAAGUGCAUUAUCCUGUGGCCUGGGUAAAUACCAUGGUUUUUGACUUUAAAGGACAAUUGAGAUCUGGAGACAUAAUAUUGCACAGCUGGUCUUCAUUUCCUGAUGAACUUGAAGAAAUGUUGAAUCCAAUGGGAACUGUUCAGACAAAUCCAUACACUGAAAAUGCAACAGCUUUGCAUAUUAAAUUUCCUGAGAAUAAAAAACAGCCUUACUAUUACCCUCCUUUUGAUAAGAUUAUUGAGAAGGCAGCUGAGAUUGCAAGCGGUGAUAGUGCCAAUGUGUCCAGUCGAGGUGGGAAAAAGUUCCUUGCAGUACUGAAAGAGAUUCUGGACAGGGACCCUUUGUCCCAGCUCUGUGAGAAUGAAAUGGACCUCAUUUGGACUCUGCGACAAGACUGCAGGGAGAACUUCCCACAGUCUCUGCCAAAACUACUGCUGUCCAUUAAGUGGAAUAAACUUGAAGACGUUGCUCAGCUUCAAGCGCUGCUUCAGAUUUGGCCUAAACUGCCCCCUCGGGAGGCUCUGGAGCUCCUGGACUUCAACUACCCAGACCAGUAUGUGCGGGAAUACGCCGUGGGCUGCCUGCAGCAGAUGAGUGACGAAGAACUCUCUCAGUAUCUUUUACAACUGGUGCAAGUUUUAAAAUAUGAGCCAUUUCUCGACUGUGCGCUGUCGAGAUUCCUUUUAGAACGAGCACUUGCUAACCGGCGGAUCGGUCAGUUUCUCUUCUGGCACCUUAGGUCCGAGGUGCACAUCCCUGCCGUCGCUGUCCAGUUCGGGGUCAUCCUGGAAGCCUACUGCCGCGGCAGUGUCGGCCACAUGAAGGUGCUUUCCAAGCAGGUUGAAGCACUCAAUAAGUUAAAGACCUUAAAUAGUUUAAUAAAGCUGAAUGCAGUGAAGCUCAACAGAUCGAAGGGGAAGGAGGCCAUGCACACAUGUUUAAAGCAGAGCGCUUACCGCGACGCCCUCUCCGGCCUGCAGUCCCCGCUGAACCCCUGCGUCCUCCUCUCGGAACUCCAUGUUGAGAAGUGCAAGUACAUGGAUUCUAAAAUGAAGCCUUUGUGGCUAGUGUACAACAACAAGGUGUUUGGGGAGGAUUCCGUCGGAGUCAUCUUUAAAAAUGGUGAUGAUUUACGACAGGAUAUGUUAACACUUCAGAUGCUACGCUUGAUGGAUUUGCUGUGGAAGGAAGCUGGUCUGGAUCUUCGGAUACUGCCUUACGGCUGCUUAGCGACUGGAGACCGCUCUGGCCUCAUUGAGGUGGUGAGCACCUCGGAGACCAUCGCUGACAUUCAGCUGAACAGCAGCAACGUGGCUGCCACAGCAGCCUUCAACAAGGACGCCCUGCUGAACUGGCUGAAGGAGUACAAUUCCGGGGAUGACCUGGACCGAGCCAUUGAGGAGUUCACUCUGUCCUGUGCUGGCUACUGUGUAGCUUCUUACGUCCUCGGAAUUGGUGACAGACACAGUGACAACAUCAUGGUCAAAAAAACUGGCCAGCUCUUCCACAUUGACUUUGGACAUAUUCUUGGAAAUUUCAAGUCUAAAUUUGGCAUUAAGAGGGAGCGAGUGCCUUUUAUACUUACUUAUGAUUUUAUUCAUGUCAUUCAACAAGGAAAAACAGGAAACACAGAGAAGUUUGGCCGGUUCCGCCAGUGCUGUGAGGACGCCUAUCUCAUCCUGCGGCGGCACGGGAACCUUUUCAUCACGCUCUUUGCACUCAUGCUGACGGCGGGGCUUCCUGAGCUCACCUCGGUCAAGGACAUCCAGUAUCUGAAGGACUCCCUUGCCUUAGGAAAGAGUGAAGAGGAAGCACUGAAACAAUUUAAGCAGAAAUUUGAUGAGGCGCUCAGGGAAAGCUGGACCACUAAGGUGAACUGGAUGGCCCACACGGUUCGUAAAGACUACAGAUCCUAAUGCGCAGCCUGGGGUUUGUCUCGUUGUCAUCUUGCGCUAAACUGAACACCCCGCCAGAGAUGUUAUAAAGGGAAUGAAAUCCUGACACGGAGUGAAACAGCAAGACGCCACACAGAUUCCCGUGUGCACAAUCCCUGCCUGCCCUCGCUCCUGAGGAUAAUCACCCCGCCCCACUGCACGCCCAGGAAUGCUGCCGGGGACCGUCUUCCAUUAGCUUUGUUUAAGUGUUUGGUACUUUCCUAGAAAGGUGUAAAUACUCCUUGACUCAAUGUUGUGACCAAGUGUCCUCACUCAGCCAACAUUUAACCCGCUCUUGGGGGCUAGGAGCUCUUCUUACUUUCCAAAUAAGGCUUAAGGAUAUUUUUUUCCUUUUUAAAUUGUGUAAAUUACAAAUUAUAAUAUAAUUUGAAAUUAUUUUUCAAAGGAAAUCUUUCAAACCUGUGGGAACUCAUUAAUUUUUUUGUUAAUAUUUAUCUACCAUAAUGGCAUCAUUCCAGACUUGCUGAAAUCUACUGGUAAAGUAAAUAUAAUAUAUAUAUAAAUAUGCUGCAUAUAUAUAUUUAUAAAAUUUCUAGUCGGAGUUCUAUAUGAAAAGGUUUUCCUCAGUCUGUGUUUUGCAGUUAACUGUGUGAUCCAGUUCUUCCAUCUGCUUCUGAGGAGGCACAUGUGGACACAGUUUUUAUAUGGGGUCUGUGGAAGAGUUCACUUCCUGGAGCAGAAUACUUGAGCACAUGUGUCCAAGGAACAAGAACCUAUUUAUGGAAUAAACUCCAGACCUAAACUCGGUAUUUGAGUAAAAUGCCAGCUGUUCUUACUGUAUUUAUUAAAACUUAUAAUGUGAUUUUUCAAGGAUAUUCAAAUUGAAAUGGUUUAAUGACACAUGGAAAUCUUUAAUUUAUUUGUUGAGGUACCAUAUGCGCAGGGUGCUAGGAAGCAGAUGUUACUGUGUGCAGUGGGAUCUCCUGGCUUGAAUGCGCCCGUGGCCGUCCUGCCGCGCCCCGGCCAGGCUGCUGCUCCCAGGGCGCGAGGUGCGCCCAACCUCCGUGACUGGGAAGGACGACCGGGGUCCACCAGCAUGGAGUUUUCUAUAGGAAUUUUAUUAAAGAUUGUCUAAUUUUGUUGUCUUUAAUGUUCUCAAAUAAAUGGGUGAGCUGCUUCCAGCUGUCCCUGGGCCUGUGGCCUUUCUCUUCUUUGUGUUUUUUUUUUCCUUGAUGAUAAUGACAUUCUUUUUAUCACCAGUCAGAAAACCUCAGACUGACAAUAGGAAAAUAAAUGGAUUUUCAG